Copidosoma floridanum is the source of this 3592-nucleotide messenger RNA. RefSeq lists its product as uncharacterized. The record is from RefSeq and is a predicted model, not a curated record. Lineage: Eukaryota; Metazoa; Arthropoda; Insecta; Hymenoptera; Encyrtidae.
CUGACAGCAGCUGGCAAAAGCCAUUCGAGCGUGCUGGAGCAAACACUGGAAGCAAGAGCUGAAAUUAUAAUCGAGCCUAUCGCAAACCCGAACCCACACCGAACCACGAGAGAGCAGCUUGCAUGCGAACGAAGCGGCGCGAGCUCCAGGAGCUGCGCCAGUCCAAGAAGACCAGCGGCCCCGAGGCCUCGGGCCAGGAGCAGCGCCGCCAGCUGUUCGCCGAGGGCCAGCUCGGUCGAGUCGACAGCUACUACGAGAUUAUAAAAAUGAUCGCGGGCGCGGGCAUGGGUCUGGCGGGGGGUGGCAUUGGGAUGCUCAGGGCCCGCCGCCGCGACAUUAGCAUCAAACCCAAUCGGAAGCUCGACCGCAAGUCGUCGCGGGGUAUGAUCUACGAGAACGAGGAGCUGAGGCUCAGGACUAUCCACAUCAACGCCGAGGUCGAGCAAGGCCAGAAUGACAUAAAGAAGCUGCGCCGAGAGAACGAGCAGCUCAGGAGAGAAAUAUGGAGUCUGCGGGACGAGUACGACAAACUUGAGGAGAUCCUCAAGAAGCAGAAAAGCCGCGAGGAGAGCGGUGAACCUGAGGAUCGCUCGGAAAACGAGGCUACCGAAUCAAGCUCGGACGAGGAAGACGAGGAUGACGAGGACGAUGAAGAAUCGGAUGCAAGGGACGAGACGCGUAGGAGCCAGCACGACGAGGAGGAGCGGCUGGAGAACGCCGAGAAUCAGAAGAUAUCGUCCGAGAAGCUGACGCCUCUGCGGACUCGCUUGAACUUUGACGAUUUACCGGUGGUCGAGGAAGAGGAAGAGAUUAAAAAGGACGGCAGGGCCGAGCUGGACGAUAGGCGCGAGGCCCGAGGCAACAACCCAACGGACCAUCAAAACGACUUCCUUCCCUAUCACGGGCAAACAACAAAGCCGAAUGGCUUCGGUUAUCAGGCCGACUGUCCGUUUGUCUUCGCGUCGAGUCCCGCGGGUGAGGCCAGUGGCUACUCAAACAUCGUCCCCGUGCCGUUGGACGAAAGUUGCCGUUUAACAACCGCUCGUCCGCAACUGUACGCCAAUACUCCAAGCAGCAACCAGGAGCCACAAAUUCCACUGGAAGCCAACUUCGCGACCCCGCACUCGCCCUUACACUUGGAUGUAACCGGCGCGUACAGCCACCAGCCGGUGUACGUAAGUACGGCAACUUCGCCUCUAUUACCACCACCACCACCACCACCGGUUGGAUGGCAAAACGGUGUGUCAACUGGUCCGGAGGGGAACUUUACGAGGAUGCAAGCACCCUUGGUCUACGACGCCCAGCUGGUCCCGUCUUCGUCAAAGGACUCGCAGCUGUUCAAGCAGCCCGAGGACAAGAGGGAGAAGAUGACGGUCGUGUCGGCCGAGAGGCGGAAUGCCUUUUUCAGGCAGGACACGUACGACUUCCGUUCCGGCAAAUCUCGAGAUUUCAAUAUUACGGCGGUAGGUGAUAGCGACGGGCGGGAGAAUGGCCUCGGGGAUUGCGACGUCAAUAAAAGGUCGAUCGGCGAUGGAGGGACAGGGGAGACGGACGCGACGACUUUGGUCGAUGGUGGGCCGAGGCAUUUUUUCGCGCCACUGCCCGCAAAACCAAGACUUGUCCACACUGAGGAGGGCUUCGUCAAGCAGAUGGACAAUAAUGGCACGGCGAGGCAUUCCGACAGCGGGUGCAGUCCGAACAGUGAGAAAUCCGUGGCUACCGUUAUAUCGAGGGAGCGAUACGAUUGCCCAAAGGGCUCGGUCGAUGUUUGCGUGAACGGAGCCAUUCCUUGUCACGGAAUCGGUCGCAUAGAGAGUGGCGACGCUAAGGCCUUUUUCAGCUCGGAGAAUCAUCUGAACGUGGACGAUGUCAGGAAAACAAAGUCCAACAGGAGCUUGACCCAUUCGUUGACGAGAUCAGCGUCCUGGCAGGACUUGAGUACUUGCACUGCAUUUACGGAGAGUCUCAAGACUUCUGGUACCAAUCGUUGGUUGGCCAAAAGUGACAACGUGCUAAACGACAUGACAACAAGUUCCAAAAGUUUCAAGAGUCAGCAAAGUGUGGACCACAGACGGUCCAGGAUAAGCAAAUCCCAGAGCCCGGAGAUGCCGGAAAUUUCACAACUACCGUCCAUAGAUUACAAAUUGUUUAACAAUCCGUUCCUCCAGAAUUUCGAGCAGGCCUAUCAAAACUUUCCAGUCCGAACCGACGGCCCGAGUCCCGUGACCCAUCCGUUGUCCAUCCAAGUGUGCGAAAGUCCCGUAUCCGGAGCGAGCUAUUCCAACCCCAUCAAAGUCCAACCGAGCUUCAGCGGUCCCAGCAUCCAGGAGCCAGACUGCACUGCUUGCAAGCGCAAGGACUUUGAUCGCCUGCGUUUGAUGAUCCCGCCGGCUAGGUUUCCAAGUCCGCGCGGAGAACAGCCAGAGUACCACGUGACAUCCUUCGAGACGCCGAGUCCCCAUACUCUGCAAUUACCACCCAUGACGCCGUAUGAACUGGAUGCUUUGAGGAAAAUGCCAACUUGCACGAGUCCCGUUCCACAGAGCCCGAGGUUGUACCAGAACGUUCCGUUUGUACCUAGAGGAGCAGCUGUAUUCUGUCCGGGCCAGGGGGUGAAGAUGUACUACGACACAGCGUCGAUGAAGGUCGCUGCCCAAACGCAAACUUCAAUAGAAGACGAAAUAGAGGAGAGUACAAAUGUCAAUUGUGCAUCAGGAGAUAAUCCCACAUUGAAUCAGCCGAAGAAGCGUCGUUCUCGCAAGGAUAAAUCAGGAUCGGUGAAAGACAAGCAAAGAUCGUCGGGCUCCGUUAAGCGCAAAGAUCGCUUGAAGAAGCAAACGAGCACGUGCUCCAGAGACGUACCAGAGUCCCCCGGUAAGCCAAGUCCAAACGCGCGUUUGGGCGAGACUCAGGAUGACGUUAAAAACGAGAGCCGGUCGUCGUCGUCUGGCCAAGAAUCUCCGAAAAAGGAGCAUCAGACGAAGCGAGUGUCAUUGUACUUCAGCGCGAAAAAACGGCCAUCCGUGAGCUCGACCAGGACAUCUCGGAGCAGAAGCGUGGACAACACGAGGGAGCGGCAGUGUCUGACGAGAGGCGAGGCCAGCCCCGAGGCCAUGAAUGGAGACUCGGAUAGAGAAAGGACAAAUUCGAUCAGCAGUCGAGAGGCGGCUGUCAAGGAGAAGACCCGCAAGGGGAGCACGAGCAGUGGCGGUGGCGUGCCUUGGUGUGCGUGCUGGGGUAACGGGUGUGUUUAGAAGAAAAAGAAGGAGACGAAGAGAGCGGUUUUGUUGAGUGCAAAAGUAUUCGAAACUCGGAAUUUCCAAAAGUGCGUGUGCAUGAGUUAUGAAUUCACAGGAGUAAUAUCGAAUGUGGUCUUGAAACCUUUGCGUCAUAAAUUUUACAUAGCGGUACAAAUGUUGGGGUUUGUCUCACCAUCGUUUCAAGUUUAACGAUUCAUUUGGACAUUUUGUACAUACAUGUUUUAUCGCUAUACGUCAGUUAAAAAUAUGUGUUAUGUCAUUGUUUAUCGUAUAUAAUAGCAUUUACGUUUGUUAAUUAUUUGUUUAUUUAUGUAUUUAUUUAUUUAUUUAUU